Messenger RNA from Gadus chalcogrammus (walleye pollock), 2071 nucleotides. Its product is annotated as G2/M phase-specific E3 ubiquitin-protein ligase-like. Lineage: Eukaryota; Metazoa; Chordata; Actinopteri; Gadiformes; Gadidae. The record is from RefSeq and is a predicted model, not a curated record. Bases 9 to 980 code for a protein of 323 amino acids. Gene Ontology annotation, cellular component: nucleus. Gene Ontology annotation, molecular function: ubiquitin-protein transferase activity. The transcript is spliced from 5 exons.
UGUCAAUCAUGGGAGCCAUGCCAGACCUGUCCUCUGAUGAGGAAGUUAACGAGGCUAUAUUGGCCAGUCUUGAGAGUCAUCCGACGUCUCAAAAUGACACAUCUGCGAAGGAGGUGCUCCUCGAUCUUGCCUCCAAAAUUAAUAUCCAUGAAAAAUGCAGAUUUAACAUAAACCGUUCUGCUGUGCUUGAUGGUGCUGUUAGAGGUUUCAAGAGACUGUCCUACAAUCCGACCUUCCAAAUGUGUGUCAUGUUCUCGGAUGACUUUGGCGUGGAUGAGGAGGCUGUUGACCUCGGUGGCCCUAGGAGGGAGUUCCUGCGUCUACUUUUGGAGGCCCUGGCACACUCACAGAUGUUUGAGGGAAGGGAAGGAAAAGCCAACUUGGCUUUGGAAAGUUCAGCUUUAAGAAAGGACCAGUAUUUUUUUGCCGGCCAGGCCAUUGCGGUGAGCCUAGUUCAUGGCGGGCCUGCUCCUGGGUUCUGCUCCUAUUCUUUGUACUCCUCCCUGACCGGAAGAUCGCCCAAGCCUGAGAUGGAGGAGAUUGCAGAUUUGGACCUUUAUGCCAAGGUCAAAAAGGUGUCAGAAUGUACAUCUUUAGAUGAAUUGCAACAGGCCACAGAACCACUCACAGAUUAUCUGGCCAAUGCUGGGUGUCUCAGGCCAUUGAAAGGCAUAGAGGACAAAGACCUUUUGGUGGAGGACAUCCUCAUGUUCCAGGUGGUCCAUCGCGUCAGUGGAGCAUUUGAAAGAUUCAGGGAGGGGAUGAAGACCCUUGGUGUGCUUGAUGCAAUAAGAAUGCACCCAGUUGCUUUCAGACCGCUGAUGUGUCACGAGCCAUCCCCACUGACAGCUGAUGUACUAGAAAAUCUGUUUGUUAUUCGACUGUCUGCAGUGGGCAGCAACAGAAGAAGGGCAGAGGAAUGUGUUGUUCCAUUUUGGAGGGACUACCUGAUGGAUAUUGAGGGUAAGUAUUAUUGCUAGUAGGGAUGGGCAUAAUUAAUCGAUGCUCGAUAAUCGAUCGUUAAGAAAUGCGUUGAUCAAUUUAUAUUGUUAUCGAUCAAAAGGACGUUGUGUUGCAUACUGUGAGUCUUGAAGCAUUUAAUUGAAUAUCACUAUGUGGGAGAAAUACCACCCUGCCGACUGGUGGAAAGUGAAUGGAAGAAGGUUCCUGUCAAAGUUAGCACGACAAUACCUCUGCAUCCCCGCAACUUCGGUCCCGUCAGAGCGGGUGUUUUCUGCUGCUGGACUGACAGUUACAAGGCUGCGUUCGCGUCUGACCCGCGAGCAUGUUAACAUGCUUAUAUUCCUAAAUAAAAAUAUGUAGGCUGGAGUUAUGCUAUGGACAGUAGGGACAGUCACCACCGUAUGUGAGUCGCUCUUUUUUUUCUUAAUGUGUUGUCUCUCGCUCCGCUUUUCUUUCUGCUUGGUGCCUCUUGGAGUCGUUACAUUUUGCCAAAACUGUGAUAUUUUAGCAACAAGUUCAGCCUUAUAUAUGUUCAAUAAGGUAUUGCUUUUAGAUAGACUAGUUCAUGCAAUUGUUUGUAAAUGGGUGGCUCAUCUUUUUGUUGCAAGCCUUUUCCGCGCGCCGGCUGCAGCCUAGGCAUUAUAUGUCAGCCUUUUUCCCCCCGUUUUUUCAAAACAGUUAUACCGUUUAAUGCCCACUUUUAGCCUACUGCCUUUGUUUGAUUAUUGUUGUCCGAUAAGUUGGCUACUUAUUGUAAUUGGAAUAGGCUACAGAUUUAGUCUUGUUGAAUCGUUUCCAAACCUUUAAGAGCGCCUGUAGGCGCAUUGUUCGGACUUUACGAGCGCCGCAUAGGCCUAUAACCUAUAAUGCCUGUAUUUAUUAUUUUAAAACUGUUAAACAGUUGUAGGUCUUCAAGUUAACUGUAUUGUAUUAAUGUUGGCCCAUACAUUAUUGUUGGAAUAAAGAUUUCAUUGAUAAAAACAUGCUGCAUUUUCUACCAACGGGAAUUUCAAUAUAGCCUAGAAAAAAGUUAAUGAUUAAUCGAUAAUUGAUCGAUAACUCUAGCGAUGCUCGAUCAAGGAAAUUUCUUCAAAUGCCCAUCCCUAAU